Molecule: messenger RNA, 1157 nt
Organism: Aricia agestis (brown argus)
Lineage: Eukaryota; Metazoa; Arthropoda; Insecta; Lepidoptera; Lycaenidae
Product: lymphocyte expansion molecule-like
Exons: 1
Coding region: 51-1112 (353 amino acids)
Source: RefSeq, a predicted model, not a curated record
AUCUACACAUACUUUAAUAGAUAUUCAAUUUUUUAAAUGUCUAAACAGAAAUGGAUAGAAGCUUGCCGGCGUCGAUCAACACAGCACCUUUCGGUAGCGGUUCACCGAGGUUCGGUAAAAUCACGCUUCAUCCCUGUCUAGAUCGAAGCGGUUUAUACACGAAAAGGCCCCAAGCAUGUGAUCCAUGUUUAUACCGUCCAAAAGACACGUCCAAAAUAUGCGAAUACACCAAAAUCAACCAAACGGGCAAAGGACCGUGGAGGCAUAAAAUCGAACUAGAGGAGUGGGCCAAAAACUUGGGAUACCGCAACACUGCGAUACUUCGAGAACGAAAAUGGUUUAAAUCUAUCCUCGGACCGGCAUGGUACGAACGCAAAGAUGCUGGGUCGAUAGCAAAAAGCCCAAAUUUCAGUAAAAAUCUCCGAUUUAUAACCGUCAUAAAUAAUGCUCCACCACCGGGCACAUAUCACAGGGCUAAAUCGUACAAGGCACCGUACGGCCCGCACUCCAGUAUACCAUCCUUCGAGUGGUCGGAACCCUGCAGAUUUAGAACUAAGAUCGUCGAUUGGUCUAUAGCUCCUAAUCGAUACAAAGUCAAAGACGGGGGUAGCAUUGAGGAGAAAUCGAGGACAGUGGUGUCCACUCGCGGCCCUUACGAUUUGUUCACCGGUCCUCGCGACAACACCACCAUAAGGAACCGCUUCAGCUCAUCCAAAUGCGUCUCCGCAACUUGGCCUACGAAGCUGAAAGACACCCUAGCGAGGUAUGAGAAGUCGCAUUUCGGUGAAAUGAACAAAACCAACCGUGAAUCGCCUUAUAGAGGGCGCAACGCUUUGGUGGACUUAUCCUUGUGUCUGAAACGGGCGGAAGACCCGAGUCCGGCGCAUUACACGGUGAAUCCGCCUACGGUUUUGAAGGAAUGGGCAUAUCCCUUCAACAGCAGCUAUGAUAAGCCGCGUGGACACGUACCGGCUACAGUUUGUCCCGGCGUCGGAAGGUACAACAUAAAAACUAAACAUUGCAUUAAGGGACAUGGUCAUAAACAUGUUUUUUUGAGCAAACAAGGAAGAACUAUCGGCGCAAACCUCCCACAACCAUUAAACUCUUUCUAGUAUUUUAAUAAAAAUAUUUUAUACUCUUGUACUUAAAUGUUAUAA